This is a messenger RNA of Paecilomyces variotii, 2128 nucleotides long. Its product is annotated as putative rad57 protein. Gene Ontology annotation, molecular function: ATP binding; double-stranded DNA binding; single-stranded DNA binding. The transcript is spliced from 2 exons. The coding region runs from base 64 to 1671 and encodes 535 amino acids. NCBI's taxonomy places the organism in Eukaryota, Fungi, Ascomycota, Eurotiomycetes, Eurotiales, Thermoascaceae. Gene Ontology annotation, biological process: DNA repair; mitotic recombination; DNA strand invasion. The record is from RefSeq and is a predicted model, not a curated record.
CGGGACGCGAGCCACUAAACGCGUUCGGUUUCCCGUAAUAGGACAUCUCGCGACUCCCCGCGAAUGCCACUCUCGCCCAUUCACAUGGAUCUCCUAUCAGUCAUACCAGGAUUCUCGACAAAAUCCUACAAUCAUAUCCUACCGUCGCUGGAAAAGAAACACAUCACCACCGUCGACCUCAUCACAGUCGAGCCGCUCGAACUCGCGAAGCGAGCGCAUGUCCCGCCCGGAGACGUCCGUCGUCUCUCCGCGCAAGUACUUCAGGCAUUGCAUCAGGAUCUGGGGUUCCAGGAUGAAGUCGACCAGCGGGAAACAACCGGGAAUGAGGACGUGAAUGGUCGAGAUACGGGAGUUAAGCCUGGACCUUCGACGAAGCUAGAUCCGUCGCGAUGGAGGACGAUUAGCACUCUUGAUCCCGACAUAGACGCGCUUUUGGGCGGUGGGAUACCCACGGGAUAUCUAACGGAGGUGACGGGGGAGAGUGCGAGUGGUAAAACCCAAUUCCUGCUGAACCUGCUUCUCGCCGUGCAGCUCCCUCCAUCAACCGGUCUGGGGAAACGAGCGAUAUACAUAUCCACAGAAGCGCCGUUGGCGACGACUCGACUGUCGCAAAUAAUCGAGUCCCAUCCUCACCUUUCCGCUCUCCCAGAGAAGAGCCGCCCUUCUCUCCAGAAUAUCCUCUCCAUUAACGCCAUCGACCUCGAGACACAGGACCACAUCCUCAACUACCAGCUACCCGUGGCGAUAUCACGCUACAAUGUCGGGAUUGUGGUCAUCGACUCCAUCGCAGCGAACUACCGCGCAGAACACACGUCGCACAGCAUGCUCGGCCUGUCUGCGCGAUCGGGAGAGCUCGCGAGACUGGGCCAGAUGCUGCGCAACCUAGCCGCGAAGGAGGACAUUGCUAUCGUGGUAGCGAAUCAAGUUUCUGACAGGUUCGAUUCUCUAGACGCACACUCCCGGACAAGGGUAGGCCAGAUAUCGAGCCCGUUCCGCGAGUCGGGCGGCGCGCUCGCGUCGCAGAAGAGCAGGCUCGAUAUUGCAAACGGGGAGAUAAACCCUGGCAUUCCGUCAUCUUCACCUGCAAUCCCAUCCUCGCCAUACGUGGACGAAGAGAAUGCGGACGGUUCCUAUCCCAUAGGGAAUCCGGUGCGGAAUGAGAUUUUGAGCCUCGCGCGUCAGCAGCAAUUCUUCACUGGUUGGGGGGAUACCCAGCCGGUCUGGGAUCCGGAGUUCCCAUACCAUACACCGUCAAAUAAAAUCCCAGCUUUGGGAUUUGUCUGGUCGGCGCAGAUCGCUUGUCGUAUUGUACUGAAGAAGGACGAAGAGGUUUCUCUUGCUGAUAUAGCGGCGUUGAGCCAGGAAGUAACCACCACGUCCAGCUCGGGCGAUCGGAUACCUGUCACGCAGAAAGAAAAAACAGCUACAGGGUCCCAUGAAGCAGAUACGGAGACACCCAAGAAGGCACAGACGGAAGAAAGCCAGCUUUCACUCUCUCAGAGGGCUGAUAGAAUCACUAGACGACGAAUGAAGCUGGCAUUUGCCCCGUGGGCAGCCGGUGCGGUGCAAAGAAGCGAAACAGGCGCUGAAGAGACGAAGAAAGCGAUCAUGACGGAUGAAGUCUCAUUUGAGAUAUGGAAGGGCGGCAUCAGGAGCAUCGAGGGACGGUGAAAGGAUCGAUUGGUCCUUGCAGCGAUUGUGACUAUAAUGAAUAGGAUACCACUCACGUUACUUGAAUAUUCAGAGAAUGUACUGUACUGUACAUCUGUUUAACUUGGCUGUGGUAAGAAUUUCUUCACAUAUAUAUCCAAACCAAUAUCUCAUCCAAAGAAGCAAACAGCAGUAUAAUACAAAUCACCCACAUACCUACUAUUCGAAUGUCAUAACAAAAAGGGCUUACAGCUCAGCGUGGUUCCAAAACGCUCAGCGUGGUUCCAAACCAACUCUCACUUACCUACUUAACUACAAUAAUAUAUACCAAAAUCCCCUGAUUACCCUAAAUACCCUAAUUCCCUAAUCCCUAAUUAUUUUGUGGUAUAUGAUCAGUUAUGGAAGUGGUGUAAAAACCGCGCCAAGAGUUUGGAACCACGACGAGCUGGCACCCCCUCAAAAAAGAUCCUCAGAAAGC